This is a messenger RNA of Nematostella vectensis (starlet sea anemone), 3198 nucleotides long. RefSeq lists its product as uncharacterized. NCBI's taxonomy places the organism in Eukaryota, Metazoa, Cnidaria, Anthozoa, Actiniaria, Edwardsiidae. The record is from RefSeq and is a predicted model, not a curated record. The transcript is spliced from 6 exons. Bases 819 to 2594 code for a protein of 591 amino acids.
AAUGUAGAUUUUGGCGUUCGGCAAAAUUCGUAGUCAUCUGCUUUUUGACAAACCGUAUUUGACGAACUCGGCUUUUUGAAUUCCCAAUUUGGCAUUUUCACCUUCAUAAACAUUACUGCUGGUAGCUUUGUUUACCAUUGGACGAUCCCUCGGAGGAGCACUGGGCUCGUCAAGUCACGCUACAAUUACGCUCCGAUCGCUAUUGGCGAGCCACUAAAAGUGAAAUUUUUCGCGCAAAGCAUGACGGUAAGACGCGUCCUCCUCCCUUCCCUACGUACACUCACUCCAUAGCAUGGGUAGGAGAAGGGUCACGCCAUAGCUUGGUACGGUACAGUCACGUUAUAACAUGGCUACGUUACAGUCACGCCAUAGCAUAGGUAUGGUACGGUCACGCCAUAGCAUGUCAACGGUAGGUUACGCCAUAGCAAAUGUACGGCACGGUCACGCCAUAGCAAAGGUACGGCACGGUCACGCCAUAGCAAAGGUACGGCACGGUCACGCCAUAGCAAAGGUACGGCACGGUCACGCCAUAGCAAAGGUACGGCACGGUCACGCCAUAGCAAGGGUACGCUACGGUCACGCCAUAGCUUGGGUACUUCACGGUCACGCCAUAGCAUAAGUACGGCACGGUCACGCCAUAGCUUGGGUACGGUACGGUCACGCCAAUAGCAUGAGUACGUUAAGGUCACGUCAUAGCAUGGCUACGGUACGGUUAGUGUAAUUGAUCUGUUUGUGUCUGUGUUUUGAUAAAUGUCACACUUCCGCAAGAAUUCCAAGAAAUCAUACAGCGGCACAGAAAACAACAAGCCUGCCUCGUCAUGGAAUUUUACAUCGAAAACCGUUCUUGGACAUGCAUUUCAGCCAGCCAUGGAGACUGUAUCGGGAAUUUCAGUAAAAGGUUUAUCGAACGAGCAGCGUUGGCCACCGAAGUAAUAACAGUCUCCCUUGCUUUGCUGUUCUACCUCCUCCUACUUGUCCUGACCGCACUCUCCGUUUGUACUCGCUGUUGCAGUAAGCUCCUUUCUCUUCAAACCACAUCCAUCUUUUUCCUCGUCGGUGGUUUAAUGGUCUCGGUGAAUAUCUUCACCAACGAGAAUACCCUUUUGAUCAAAUUGGUCUAUCGAAUAGCGGCAGGAUCUGUGAUAGGCAUCGCCUUUAUGAUUGUUGGGGUGUACAUGUUAUUCGAGAAGCCCCGUGGUUGUACGGAAGACUGCCGCCCCGGCCCAUCUCAGCCUUGUAGUCAGAAUCACCACCCGCCUAAAACCUUAGCAAGCCAGCAGCCAUCCAUGGGUCUAGUGGUUUCCAUCAUUACGACCCCUUUGUUGAUCAUCGAGCUCUUCCUUAUAUUCGGGACGCAAGCCAAAACCGAAACCGAUUCCUACUUGAACUCGGUACCAUUGAUCAUGGCAGACAAAAGCAUCUACAUGGUUCAAAAGUUUAUCCAAGUUGUUGUCUACGUAGCGAUGAGGAGUCAAGUAAUCCGCGAAAACUAUAUCAGUGAAGCCCAGUUCUUUUUUAAGGGUUUAGCAUUCUUCAAUGUUGCUGAGUGGUUGGACUCGAUGGUGAACGUUGACCAAGAUCUUCAGCUCAGCAAAGCAGAGACGGUGUAUGGUUCCGCGUUUGACAUGGUCAUCAUGCUCUAUAAAGCUCUGGUUAUCGAUUACCGACUCCUUUGCGCUCUGCUGUUCUUGGAGCACGCCGUUGAGGCUGAAGACGAGAGCGAUGACGAAGAUGCGGCGUCGAGUGACAUAGAGGUGGAGCAGUCAGACCUGUUAUCAAGCAGGGGGGGCCUCACUAGCUCUGGUAUUAUCAUAAGGGCACCCUCGAAUACCGAUCGUCAAUAUAGGAACGCAGGCUUUGUUGUGGGGUGCCUGACUGUGUUCGUGCACGCCAUUUGUCUUGCUAGCAACUUCAAGGAACUGAGUCUAGGACCUUGGUUGAACGUUUUCUCAGUCGUUGUGGAUUGCUUUGUGUUCAUGUGCGGCGUUCUGCUUAUCAAGUUCAACGACUUCCACUCACGAAUUAAAAAAUACUGCAAGGGAAUGGUCAUAAUGGUUUGUUGCCUCGGUGUUGUUGGUCUCGCGACAUAUAUAAUAAAAUCUGGUCUUUCGUUAUUCUGGUACUUGGAGGGCGCCUUUGAAGUAGACUACUUUGGGUGGGUCGCUCUCAAGUACUUCUCCCGCAGCUUGGCUGCCAUAUUUCUGAUGUAUCUGUUCGCUAAAGUGAGCUGUGCAGAUUUUCUUUCUGAGACUGGGUGUAUGCCAGUGUCCGCCAAUUACUUCCUGGUCCCUGCGCUGGUGAUGGGCACCCUGUCUGAGUUUGUAGGCGCGGCGGUGGACCAAUACGUUGGUCCUUUGGAUAACACCAUCAGUUGCGUGAUCAACGAGACGAGUUUGGACGUGCUGUUUCAAGCGGGUCCCGCCAUGCACCUGGGGUUUUGUCUCCACGUGUUCUUAUGUUUCCUCAUCCUGCAAACGAGGAUGGGGCGUAUCAAGGUGCGCGUAAUGUUACAAACAGAAGACGAGAGAAGGUUGUUACUGCCCAGGGCAACGGGCGCCAGGGGAAUGACCAGCUAUUCCCUUUCGGAGAUCUAGUCGUGUAGAUUCUAAGCAGCUAUUAACUCGGGUGCCCAGUACUUUUUAAAAGCUCGCUUAAAAAAAGCGCAAAAAUUUCCACGUUCGUAACAGAGAUUUUCUUGCGCUGCGCAUAAUGCUUUAUGCCUUGCCCGCGUCGCACGCGUUUUGGGGGAUUAUCACUUCUUCCUAUGUCAUUAUUAUAUCUAAGACUUUGGUCUUCUUAUUCCUUUUUUAUUUUACUGUAUAAUCCAUUUUAUAUAGCUCGAAAUUUUUAUUAAAAGUCAUCAUCGUGUGUUGUUUCUUUACCCUGCCGAUGGUUACCAAGCAAAAGCGAAGCUCCGUGCCUUUGUUUAUUAUCCUUUGCAUAGUUCCCUAUAAUUAUAUCAAUGUAAAAAAGUAAUAAAAAUACAUAACAAUAUAUCCAUUUUUGGCGUCCAUUGGCUGGAUGGCGGUAAUUGUAUACUUGCGUUUCUUUCUAACCACCGGAUGAGAACAUCAAUUUUAGUGAUUCGUGAUUGUCGUUGAAAAGACAGUUUGUCAACAAAAAUGAGCCACCUGUAAAGUAUUUAUAGAUAACUACAGAGUAUGAACAGAUUAAUAAUAAAUGUGAUGGACAUCCAAA